AGAAGGAAGGGUAGGAGUCCAUUUCGCUUCCAGAACACUCUGGUACUGUGGAUGUACUGCGAUCUCAAAGCGCUUGAUGAUCGACUGGACAAACGCGUCGACGAAAUGCUCAAAGAAGGGGCUCUAGAGGAGAUGCGUGCAGUGGUAGCCGCACAUAGAAAUGAACAACUCACGAGAAUAAAGAGAGAACGCCGCGAGUUUGCUUCGGACACAACGGGCCCAGCAGACGAUACCACACCUGACUUCACAAAGGGAAUAUGGCAGAAUUUAGGUCUGAAGGAAAUGUAUCCGUAUCUGGUAGACUACAGGCGAGGAUUACAACGUGUGUAUAGAGAAUAUGAAGCGUGGAACUAGACGUUAUGCGCGCCGACAGCUCACGUGGUUGAGAGGCCAUUUCGCCAAUUACAUAAAACUACCUGCAAACACAUGGGCUGUUAACACAACGGGUGCGGAAAAGGGAGUACGAGAGCACCAAGCUGGGGAGUUGAUUGCUCCAGGAGUAGCAGAAGAAUGUGGAGAUCCGCUGUCGACUGUCAGCGGAGACAAUUCUGUGAAUACGACCGAACGUCCACUGGAAAAUGCUGGCAAUAGAGCCGCACCCUGGACAGUCGUACACAACGGGACUGUGAUCGAAAAAGGGACUGGACUUGGGAAGAAAGGGCCGGGUUUUAAGGACACAAACCUCGGCCAUACCGACGAAAAACUUGAGAAUGGACAUGGAAGUGAAAGCACAAAACCAGAUGUCUUAUCCUCAGACACGAUACAAAGUGUGCCUGUAGCAGUCAGACAUAUACCGAUCGAAUCGUCUACGACAACUGGCGUGUGUGCUGUGCAUUUGAAUGUUGCAUCUGAACCUGAGAUGAAUGUGUAUGUGAUCGAUAGUACAAACACCACUGAAUACACACGCACAGUGCUACCAAGAGCUAUGGCACUGGUGAAUAUGUUUCUGAGCGAGGAUAAAGGUCGUAUGAUGCCUCAUGUGGAUGUGGAGCGUGACUUGCCUGAGGAUAUAAGGGAAUCUCUGAAGAAAGCCAGCACACGGAUAGCUGACAAGAAGAAGCGGUAUUGUGACACAUGCGAUAUUAGCGUCUUAGGUGAUGAUGUGUGGAUGUCCCAUACAAAGGGCAAACGACACAAAGCGCUGAACAAGAGACUCAAGCAGAACGCAGAUGUGAUGUCUGACAAAUCAGAGACAACCAUUAAAAGCUAGCUAUAGCUGCUCCUACAUUAAAAAGAUCAUAUAACAGA
Sphaeroforma arctica JP610 is the source of this 1248-nucleotide messenger RNA. RefSeq lists its product as hypothetical. NCBI's taxonomy places the organism in Eukaryota, Ichthyosporea, Ichthyophonida. The record is from RefSeq and is a predicted model, not a curated record. Gene Ontology annotation, biological process: tRNA modification. Gene Ontology annotation, molecular function: tRNA dimethylallyltransferase activity. Bases 338 to 1210 code for a protein of 290 amino acids. The transcript is spliced from 4 exons. Gene Ontology annotation, cellular component: mitochondrion.